CAAUGCAGCCUCGGAUUGCUUGCACUGUGCAGACCUGACGUGUUACAGCCGUCGAGAAAACUGUUUUCCAUGGUAGCGUGGCUCAAGCACUGAACAUACCAAUUUCAGGAAUCUGAAACAUAACCGACCGAACGCGCGAGCCAAACACCCCCAACGUUUGGCCUGGGAUUUGUCUACAAAUAUACAAACCGGAUCCUGCACGUCUGAAGGCGUCCAUUGUCCCGAACACCCCCCCAACAACAACACCAACACCACAAGGCAGCGAUCCUCUCAUCUGCUUUCUCCAUCCUUACGCAUGGGCAGCUAGAGGAGAGAGGAGAGGGGUGCUGAGCCAUGGUCCGUCAUAGCAGGCUGGAGAAUACCCAUGGUGCAUCAGCGCAGGCUGGAGGAGGGUACCCAUGACUCCCAUGGUAUUCCCAGCAGGGCCCCCCCUGCCAUCUGCUGCCUCUGCCCAGGAAAGCUGCCAUCUCCUCGGGUAGCCCUGGAGGGUUACUGCCUCCCCCCUACCCUACCCGACCCGACCAACUGAGUCACUCACUGACUGACUGACAGUCCUUUUAUGAAGCGAAGGGGCACUUCUUCCCGUUACAUGUGUCUGUGAUGCUCGCUGCGUGAAAGACAGAAGAUGAAAUUCCCCUUCAUUUCAUUGAUGGCCCUGUGGAUUAGCAAGAGUUGUGAGGCGUCGACAUCCCUGACGAAGACUUGGAGAUGCAUAGGAGGUUUAGCGCUACACUGUUGAGAGAGGAACCGCUCAAGUGAAAACGUCAUUGAUCAUUCUUGUUUUUUGUUGUUUUGGAUCUACAACUUUUAACUUUUUUUUUUUUUUUUUUUAAACCCCCUGCAAUGUGGACAAGGUCAAAGCAUGGGUUCCGCUGCUGACCCCCCGUGUCGACGCUCUAGUCUCGUCCACACCCAGUCCGAGGGAGAGUGAGGUAGCCGACCAACCGGCCGUGACGUAACCGCGUCCGACCGCGAAUCCCGCCGACUGGCCGACUGGCCGACCGGCCCCAGCCACUGAGCCAUGCAGCGUAACGGCGGUGGUGGCGGCUUGCUGGGCGGGGGCAUGGGUGGCGGUGGCGGGCUUGGCGGUGGCGGCGGUGGGGGUGGGGGCGGCGGGCAGCCCUGGGUGUUCCGGCGCGUGCGUCUCACCUGGCUCAGCUUCAUGCUCUUCUUCAUCCUGGUCUUCUUCCCGCUCAUCGCCCACUACUACCUCACCACCAUCGACGAGGCCGGCGGGCCCGACAAGCGCAUCUUCGGCCCGCGACCCGGUGGCGAACUGUGCGAGGCCAAGCACGUGCAGGACCUGUGCCGCAUCCGCGAGUCCGUGAGUGAGGAGCUGCUGCAGCUGGAGGCCAAGCGGCAGGAGCUGAACGGCGAGAUUGCGCGGCUCAACCUGCGCAUCGAGGCCUGCAAACGCAGCAUCGACAGCGCCAAGCAGGACCUGCUGCAGCUCAAGAACGUCAUCAGCCAGACCGAGCACUCCUACAAGGAGCUCAUGGCCCAGAACCAGCCCAAGCUCUCGCUGCCCGUGCGGCUGGUACCCGACAAGGACGACCCGGGUCUGCCGCCGCCCAAGUCGCCGCGGGCGUGCCGGCUGCGCUCGUGCUUCGACUACGCCCGCUGCCCCAUGACCUCGGGCUUCCCCGUGUACGUCUACGACAGCGCCUCGUACCCGUGGGGCGAGCACAUCGACCCGCUGGUCAAGCAGGCCUUCGCCGCCGCGGUCAAGAGCAACAUCUACGUGACGGACGACCCCGCCAUCGCCUGCCUGUACGUGGUGCUGGUGGGGGAGUUGCAGGAGCUGGCCUCGGGGGGAGGCGCACCCCCCUCCUCCUCUUCCUCCUCCUCCAUGCCCCCUCCCUCCGACCUGGAGAAGCAGCUGCGAGAGCUCCCGUACUGGAGGUCCGACGGCCACAACCACCUGCUGGUGCACCUGUCCAGGAAGUCGCUCACCCAGAACUUCCUGUACAACGUGAGCACGGGCCGGGCGGCGGUGGCCCAGUCCACCUUCCUGGAGAGCCAGUACCGCGAGGGCUUCGAUCUGGUGGUGGCGCCGCUGGUACACGCCCUCUCGGAACCAAACUUCCUGGAAGUGCCCCCUCAGGUUCCGGUGAAGAGGAAGUACCUGUUCACGUUCCAGGGCGAGAAGGUGGAGUCUCUUCGCAGCAGCCUGCUGGAGGCCCCGCCCCAGUCCUUCGAGGAGGAGAUGGAGGGCGACGGCCCCGCCGACUACGACGACCGCAUCAUCACCACGCUCAAGGCAGUGCAGGACAGCCACCUCGACCAGGUGCUGGUGGAGUUCACCUGUAAGAACCGCCCGCGGCCCAGCCUCCCCACCGAGUGGGCCCUGUGCGGGGAGCGGGAGGAGCGCCUGGAGGUCCUCAAGGCCUCCACCUUCUCGUUGGUCAUCGCCCCGGGCGACGGCCAGCUGAUCGCCUCGGCGGGCUGCGGGAUGCGUCUCUUCGAGGCUCUGGAGGUGGGCGCCAUCCCUGUCGUCCUGGGCGACCACUCCAAGCUGCCGUACCACCACCUGAUUCGCUGGAGCGAGGCGGCCAUCCUGGUGCCCAAGCCCCGCAUCACCGAGCUCCACUUCCUGCUGCGCAGCCUGUCGGAUAACGACCUGCUGGCCAUGCGGCGGCAGGGGCGCUUCCUCUGGGAGACCUACUUCUCCACCUCCGAGACGGUGCUCGGCACCAUCCUGGCCAGCAUACGCACCAGCAUACAGGUCCCGGCGGCGCCGAUCCGCGAGGAGCCGGCGGUGGAGAUCCCCCACAAGGCGGGCAAGCUGGCCGGCACGGACGCCAACAUGGCCGACAACGGCGACCUGGACCUGGGGCCCGUGGAGACCGAGCCGCCCUACGCCUCGCCGCGCUUCCUCCGCAACUUCACCUACACCGCCGCGGACCUGUACCGCACCUGGAACCGGGCGCCGGGGCCCUUCCACCUCUUCCCCCACACGCCCUUCGACCCGGUCUUGCCCUCCGAGGCCAAGUUCCUGGGUUCGGGCACGGGCUUCCGGCCCAUCGGCGGCGGCUCCGGGGGCUCGGGACGCGAGUUCCAGGCAGCGCUGGGCGGCAACACGCCCCGGGAGCAGUUCACGGUGGUCAUGCUGACGUACGAGCGUGAGGAGGUGCUGAUGAACUCGCUAGAGCGCCUCAACGGCCUGCCCUACCUCAACAAGGUGGUGGUCGUCUGGAACUCGCCCAAGCCGCCCUCCGACGACCUCAUCUGGCCCGACAUCGGACUGCCCAUCGUGGUGGUGCGCACAGAGAAGAACAGCCUGAAUAACCGUUUCCUGCCCUGGGACGCCGUUGAAACGGAGGCCAUCUUGUCCAUCGAUGACGACGCCCACCUCCGCCACGACGAGAUCAUGUUUGGAUUCAGGGUGUGGCGUGAGGCCAGGGACCGCAUCGUGGGCUUCCCCGGCCGGUUCCACGCGUGGGAUGUGAAUCACCAGUCCUGGCUCUACAACUCCAACUACUCCUGCGAGCUGUCCAUGGUGCUGACCGGGGCCGCUUUCUUUCACAAGUACUAUGCCUACCUGUAUUCGUACGUGAUGCCUCAGGCUAUUCGGGACAUGGUGGACGAGUACAUCAACUGUGAAGACAUCGCCAUGAACUUCCUGGUCUCACACAUCACACGCAAGCCGCCUAUCAAGGUGACGUCUCGCUGGACGUUCCGCUGCCCGGGUUGUCCCCAGGCCCUGUCCCACGACGACUCCCACUUCCACGAGCGCCACAAGUGCAUCAACUUCUUCGUCAAGGUGUAUGGCUACAUGCCCCUGCUCUACACGCAGUUCCGCGUGGACUCGGUGCUCUUCAAGACGCGCCUGCCCCACGACAAGACCAAGUGCUUCAAGUUCAUCUAGCACAUGUGGACACUGCUGCUGCAGGGGCUGAUGGGAGACUGCUGCUGCUGCUGCUGCAAUGACUCAUGGGAGAUGGUGUCUUUUUUUAAUGGUACGGAACAUGAGAGCAGGGGCCACACACAGGACUACAUGUUAGCGUGUGCGACUGACUUCGAGCUGUCUUCUUCGGACUCUGAAUGCUUUAUACUGGGAGCCGUGAUGUAGGACGAAAACACAAAGAAAAAAAAAAACUUCUGCCAAUCAAAAGUUUGUGAUUUUGUUUUGUAGCUUUUUUUUGUGUUCGGUAUGUCUGCCUGUGUGUAUUUUUCAUUGGCAACCACUACAGUUCGCAUAUGCACCACUUGAUUUUUUUUUUUUUUUGGGGACUAAACUCCGAGCUGAACAACACUAAGCCGAUGGUAGAACUGACGGACAUGGGACAGACAACUGAACAUUUUUAACUGACAUAGCAUGAGAAUGACCUUGACGACCCCCUCCACAAGGUCAUAGGUCAACUCGGGCCUACUCUGGGAGAUGAGCUUUCGCAAAGGAUCAUGGGAGAAUAGAGUGCAAGGGACAGAUGAACAGUUGGCCGAUGCACUCAGAAUUGUAACAGGUUUUUUUUUUUUUUUUUUUUAAAGGUCGCGUUAUGAUUUUAUAUAUUCUAGUUCCAUAUGAGAAAAGCACUGAUGAUGGGUCUUACUUGGCGGUUAUUUUGUUUAUUUGUGGUGUUUCUUCAUGUAAACGAAAAAAAAUACAAUGUGUGCGUGUGUGCAACAUAAUCACAGCCCAUGCCUCAAGCAGUAC
Molecule: messenger RNA, 4654 nt
Organism: Engraulis encrasicolus (European anchovy)
Lineage: Eukaryota; Metazoa; Chordata; Actinopteri; Clupeiformes; Engraulidae
Gene: extl3
Product: exostosin-like glycosyltransferase 3
Exons: 12
Coding region: 1022-3868 (948 amino acids)
Cellular component (GO): membrane
Molecular function (GO): glycosyltransferase activity
Source: RefSeq, a predicted model, not a curated record